AAAUAGUUUUGGUUGCAAUUGUACAUAUACGUGCUCUAUAUCAUUUAAUUAAGUUCCCGAUUUUAAUACGAAUUCUGAUUAGGAUCGUAGUUUCGAUUUCGACUUUAAUGAUGAUCGUGAUCGUGGAUUCAAUUUGGUUUUGAUAAAUAUUGGAUCAAAUAAAAAAUAGAGUGAACUACUAUUUCAAACUUGCUCUAAGAUUUUAAGUGAAUUCUAAAUAAUGAAUCAAAUAGAGAAAAAUUGUUUCUACAUCCAAGUACACUAACAAAAUGAUUAUUUUGAAUAUCGUGCAAUUAGAUAACACAACAUAAUUAAUAGCUGGCAGUGUGCACCAUCCAAUGUGGGCCCAACACUGGCAUCAUUACCAUAUACACACAUACGCUCGUUCCAUGGUUCGUUCAAACUGUUCAAAGUGCUUCUACAACUACAGUUUGUGCGUAUUGUUCAUAACCUUUAUAACCUCUGUUCCGUACACCCAGACUGGUUAUGAUUUCUUCCUACGUUUCCGUACGAUUGACCGGAAUAAAAUAAAGGCCUCAUAGAGAAAUAUGACUGGCAAGAAGAAAAUAGUGUAACGCGAAUUUGAACACAACAUUUAAUUCUGUUGUAUAAAAGAUUGUUACAAUAUUCUCAUCAACAUGUAUACCGGAUUGCAAAAGUCUUUCCCGAGUUGUCCUACAAGGAUUUUUAAAGUCGUCACACGAAAAUUGUCAAGUACGACAGUGUCGAACGAGACGGAAGACGUGGUUUACCCUCCGAUAUUGGAUUUAUCCCGCGCAGCUAGGGUCAGAAGAAAUAAAGAGGAGUGGCAUGAGAAAAUUAAGAGACUGUACAGCGUGGAGGAGAAAUUGUUUGGCAUCAACAUGCCACGUUAUUAUGGCUGGAAGUCCAUGAUCGUGGAAGAGGGACGUGUUCGAUAUAAUUCCUUGGAUCAUGCUCAAUACAUUACUCGUACUCAUGUUAUGAAUGAACAUAAACUCCCUGCAGUUUAUGAUACACUGUCGAAUGAGCAAUUAGAUUCUGUCGUGGAGAACGUCAAGCAUCAUAUAGAGAAGAUUGUCAGUUUUGAAUACAGUCAUAGAUUAAGGGAACACGAAAUAACAGAGAAAGUGGAUGAAAUCAGGAAACAAAUGCUACAAAAGGCUAUCACGAAAUCACUGAUCAAUCAGAUCAACAGGAUAAUGCUGGCCGCCACAUCUCCAAUAAUGCCACAUUUAUUAGAAGCUCAAGUAGAUUUUGAUCCAAGAGUAGAGGCCUUCUGGUUCGCCGGUGGCGUGGAACCUUCGGCUAUGGUUAGGAAAGCAAAGGCAGGCUCGAAAUACGCCAAGAAUCGCGCAGACGAGCUAUUGGAUCAACCGGUUCAUUAUUUCGGGACUCCGUUACUGCAACUGAGGCACCAAUUACCCUUGAGGGAGAUCGUCCCUUUGACGGAGUGUACCAAUCCGGAAUUUACAAUCCCGGAAUUUAAAUUUUACCCCGCGGUAAUAGGUUACACGUUCGCCUAUAAGCACGCGACUUCUAUACCCGGGUUCUGGCCUGGUGACACGCACGAGUUUGGUUUACUCUCUUAUCAUGAUUUAAACCAAGUGCUCCGCAGCGAAACUUUCGAGGAAGACGCGAUUACGGUGCAAGCGAUCUUCGCGUCCUACGGUUGGCUCCUGUCGCAGGCGUAUUACCAAGGUUUCUCGACGGUCAACGAUAUAACGUACCCAUUAGUGACGCAAACGAUAUUGACCGACGGCCAGUUAUGGUCUUUCUGCGUUUACCAGUUGAACACCACUGUGUUCUACACGGAAUUCAUGGAUGAAAAUCGUAAACGUAAUUUAUGUUGGAUAACCGAACCGAUGAAGCUGUUCGAAAAAGUAGAAGAUGGAAAGGUUCACGGGUUUAACGAGGAUGUUCUGAAGAAAUUGAUCAAAUUCUACGCUAAUCAGCCCGAGCAGAGGAACGAGAACAUGACGCCGUAUUUAGGCGACAUCGUACAACGGGUUGCCGACAUAAAAAACCCCAGAAGGAGAACCUGGCUGGAAGAACGUUUCAAGUACAUCAUGAGCAACAGACCAAGGCAUUUCCAAAUACCCGAGACACCUAUGUGGCACAAGAUCUACAAGAUCGAUAACAAGACUCGUCCUAUGGAUAAAAGACGCGACCCAUGGGAGUUCGGUUAUCAGCCUUACAAACGGCGAAUGGACGAUCACCAACCAAUUUAUAUACCAAGGUGUCUGAGGGCGAACCCGAAGAAGAGGAAGAUCGGACGCUGGGCGUAUACCUUUUACCCGAGAGCGUAAACUGUUCGAUACAUCUAUUUUAGAUCUAAUUUUUAAGAAUAGUGAAAUACGAAGAUUGUACAUACAUGCAGAAUGAGUAAAUACAAGUACUACGUACAGCGUUGCCUGAUCACGUUUUCGAAACAUA
Ceratina calcarata is the source of this 2415-nucleotide messenger RNA. It is a transcript of the gene mRpS30, whose product is annotated as mitochondrial ribosomal protein S30. Gene Ontology annotation, biological process: translation. The record is from RefSeq and is a predicted model, not a curated record. The transcript is spliced from 2 exons. Gene Ontology annotation, molecular function: structural constituent of ribosome. NCBI's taxonomy places the organism in Eukaryota, Metazoa, Arthropoda, Insecta, Hymenoptera, Apidae. Gene Ontology annotation, cellular component: ribosome; mitochondrion; mitochondrial large ribosomal subunit. Bases 639 to 2288 code for a protein of 549 amino acids.